AUGGCUCUUCAGGUAUGGAUGGUUGGGGAGGACGGCGAGGACCUCGACAACCACAAGGAGCUCCUGCCUCUCUCCAAGCUCCAAGGAACUUGUCACUUUAAAAUUGGAAAGUUGAUUACCCCGUGUUUCCUGAGCAAACCAUGUGCUGCUACCUGCAAACUUGUUAUAUGUGUGACUGGCAUCCUGCAGUUGAGGCAAUUGCCACUUCGAGAGAUUGAGAUUGGUGUGUUAUACUGGCAUUUGGACCCAAAGAAGUCUGAAAGUGAGGAAGAGCUAGCGAAGAUCCGCAAAGACAGAGGAUACAACUACAUGGAUUAUCUCGAUAUAUGUCCUGGAAAGUUAGCGAACUUUGAGGAGAAGCUGAAGAACUUCUUCACAGAGCACAUGCAUGCCGACGAAGAGAUCCGCUACUGCUUGGAAGGCGGUGGGUACUUUGAUGUGCGCGACAAGGAUGACAAAUGGGUUCGGAUCUGGAUAAAAGAAGGGGAUAUGAUUGUGCUGCCGGCUGGAAUUUAUCAUCGGUUCACCCUCGACGCCGCCAACCAUGUGAAGGACCAAAAAGGAAAAAAGAACAAAAUAUUGAACUGGCAACACAAAUUUGCCAAUCUGGAUAGUGCAUUCAAGUUAAGCAGAAAGAAGCUCUAUCUUGCAUCAGAUAUCAACUGGAUCCUUAUCAUUCUGAUGCCUCGUCGUGCACAGCUCAUGAGGCUCUUCCUGGGAGAGCCAGUCUGGACCGCGCACAACCGGCCUCAGGAGGACCAUCCGGUGCGGCAAGAGUAUGUGAAGAGGCUCACAGACGACAAUGCUGGUCUUGCUCUGGCAGCACACUGA
Molecule: messenger RNA, 831 nt
Organism: Triticum turgidum subsp. durum (durum wheat)
Lineage: Eukaryota; Viridiplantae; Streptophyta; Magnoliopsida; Poales; Poaceae
Source: the annotation of a GenBank genome assembly